AAGAAUACCAGAUGAACAAAAGCAUCACAAAUGAAGCACAACAGCCUUCAAUCUCACAAUUCCUGGACAAUCGUGUCGGGCAUUACAGCAUGAGUCAUCCACAGCAGAAAGCUAUCACCAAUGCAAUACUGUCUGACCUGAUUAUUGAUUGCAACUUGCCCCUGUCUAUUGUGGAAAACGAGUUUUAGGCACUUUCUGACAGUACUUGACAGCAAGUACACCCCAGUGUGUCGCAGAACACUGACAUCAAAAACAGAGAACCUCGCUGAAGAGAGACGUUCAAAAUUAAAAACUCUAUUUAGCAACACUGACCAUGUUUCAGUCACUGUGGACAUUUGGUCUGACUGAAAGAUGAGGGGAUUCCUGGGUGUCACUGUGCACUGGAUAGAGAAAGAGGCAGAGAGGAUACAGCUGAAGUCCAAUCUCUUGGCCUUGAACAAGAGGAUGACGAUGAUGGAGAUCAUCUUGAUGACCCUGAGCUCUGGUGUGACUUAACCCUGGAAGAUCAGCAAACAGUAGAUGUUGCUAUGGCAAAGAAACAGUGCUUGCAGUGUUUUGUGCACACUUUUCAGCUGGUGGUGGGAGACGGUUUGAAAGAAACAAAUGUGGUAUCUCCUUCUCUUUCAAAGUUAUCAAAACUCAGCUCACUGCUGCACACAAGCACAACAUUCAAAGAUGUGUUUGAUGCUGAAUUUGGGGAACAGAAAGGCAUCCCUGCUGCAGUUAACACAAGAUGGAACUCAACACUGAGGCAAAUGAAGGCAGUUCUCCAGUGCAAUCAUCUAAAGCUCUGUGCUGUUCUAGAAAAGGCUGGGCACAGGGAGUUGUCAUUCACAGCACAGGAGUGGAAUCUGUUGAAGGAGUUGGUGGACAUCUUGAAGCCAUUUGGAGAAGCAACUGAUUUGACAUGGGGGAGAAGGUCAUCACAAUCAGUGCUGUUGUUCCAUCCAUCUUGUCCCUCAGCCACCACCUUGAGAAGCUGAAGCCUCAAGUCUGUUUCCUGAGCAGCCUGGUCAAAAGUCUCCAGGCAUCCCUGAACAGAAGAUUUCUUGGAAUCUUCAUCAACAUGAAAAUGGCCAGGACACAAGAUGGGGUCACUGCUCCCUUUUCAGAUCCAAUCUACCUCAAAGCAGAUGCCUUGGAUCCAGCCUCUUCUCUGUUGUGGGUGGAGCCCCAUGUGCUGGUCAAUCGUGAUGUCAAGGCAGAGGUGGCACAACAAGUUAAAGAAUUGAUCCUGCAAGAUGCUGCAGAGACUGAGCAACAUGUGCCUUUUGUUGAUGAAGAAGAGCAAGAGGACCUCAGAGAAGGAGAAGGGCUGUUUGCUGCAUACCAUAAGAGGCAGAAGAAGGAUGUUGGGACUACUCCAUCACUACAGCUAAGUCACUAUCUUGACAUAGCCGAAGGACAGAACGCCCUUUUGUUCUGGGCAUUGAACAUGAAGACUCUUCCUUCGCUGUUCCGAGUGGCCAUCAGAGUCUUGGCAGUGCCUGCCUCCAGUGCUCCAGUGGAGCGAGUUUUCAGCCAUGGUGGCAUCAUACUACGUCCCCAUCAUGCACAAAUGACUGACAGACUUUUGGCCAAUUUGGUCUUUUGCAAAUGCAAUGCAGCAUAGGGCUCUGACAUAUAAAAAGCACAACCCUGUUCAUUGUUAUGUUCAUGUAUUUGUUAUGUUUCUCACAUGUACACACACACACACACAGACAAUAUUAGAUGAGAUAAGUACAGGACAGGACAAACUGCUGUGGAACUAGUUGAAAUGCAAUAUGCCAUGGAAAUACAAUGUUAGCACUUUUGUACAAAUAAUUACAGUUGCACUUGUUUUUUCAAAUGUGUUUAUUCUGUAAAGGAGUGGUUUAAAAUGAAGAAUAUUCUUACAAAA
Neoarius graeffei (lesser salmon catfish) is the source of this 1879-nucleotide messenger RNA. RefSeq lists its product as uncharacterized. Bases 908 to 1612 code for a protein of 234 amino acids. Gene Ontology annotation, molecular function: protein dimerization activity. The record is from RefSeq and is a predicted model, not a curated record. NCBI's taxonomy places the organism in Eukaryota, Metazoa, Chordata, Actinopteri, Siluriformes, Ariidae. The transcript is spliced from 3 exons.